Messenger RNA from Cuscuta epithymum, 1062 nucleotides. Lineage: Eukaryota; Viridiplantae; Streptophyta; Magnoliopsida; Solanales; Convolvulaceae. The record is from the annotation of a GenBank genome assembly.
UAAGGAUUUAAGGAGCAGCCGAUUGCCCUGCCGUCCGCCUGGCGCCUGCCGGACUUCCAGUCGUUCUAGACCAACUCAGCCAGCCUUCUGGACCUCUGGUGCAGACGUGCAGUGGUGCGCCGUGCUCUGUUCUCACAUUCACGGCUUCAGGCUUCACAUUCAGGCCCGCCCCUGUUCUGCUGUUCACGCCUUGUCCCUUCACUUCCUGUCUGCCUCAUCGCCUCAACAAUCAGCCUUCAGAAGUUCACGUUCUCAGGACUUGAUCGAAUUUAUUGGUCUUGGUGUUCGUGAACCAAUGGUCAUGAUGUGGUGUGACAACUGCGGGAGAAGUGUCUGCACUGAUAAUUCUGACAACAGACAAUGCUGUACGUUGUGUGGGAAAGUCCUUACCGAAGACCAUUUCGUAGAGGAAGUUACUGUAAAAAAUGAUGUCGAGCAGAGUCAAUUGGCAGGGAGUAGUUCUUUAAGGUCUGUGGAAAGUCAAUUCUCAGCUUCAUGGGAUGGAACACUGAAGGAAGGAAAAGCAACUGCAAAACUGAAGAAUUCUGGUCCUGCCAAAACUGCAGCAGAAGCCACACAAAAAAUGUUGAGUAGAAAGAGAAGUCUACUGGUCAACUUCGAUGUAUUGGAAUCACUUUUUGAUGAGACUCCACUCCCUGAUAACAAUAGUCUCAAGAAAAGCCGAAAUGAUGACAUAAGCUCCAACAACGAUGACUACCUGGAUGGCAUAACAAAUGAGGCCGUAGAAGAGUGGACGGAUGAAAGUGAAAAUGUCAACGAGGAAAAUUAUGCAGAACCUGGAACCUAUGAUUUUGAAGAACAAUAUGAUGGCAACCUGGAUGGUAUAACAGACGAGACCACCGGAGAAGAGUGGACAGUUGAAAGAGAAUAUGUCAAAGAGGAAAAUUGUGCAGAACCUGGAACCUAUGAUUAUGAAGAACAAUAUGAUUUUGAAGACUACUAAAUCCUAUAGGAUAUUAAUUCAUAUACGCAUUUUUUGCCCUCCACUUUAAGGGUUAUAAGAUGGGUAGUUCAGGUCCGCAACAAUUAGAUAUUGGUGCA